Molecule: messenger RNA, 391 nt
Organism: Cydia amplana
Lineage: Eukaryota; Metazoa; Arthropoda; Insecta; Lepidoptera; Tortricidae
Product: cytochrome c oxidase assembly factor 5
Exons: 3
Coding region: 23-268 (81 amino acids)
Biological process (GO): mitochondrial respiratory chain complex IV assembly
Cellular component (GO): mitochondrion
Source: RefSeq, a predicted model, not a curated record
UAAUUUUAAACAAAUACAGAAAAUGGUUGUUUUCGCUCCAGAUGAAAUAGGACUUGCCGAUAAGUCACCCUGUGCUGGUAUCAGAGCUGAUCUCAAGAUGUGUUUGUUAAAUACGGAUUGCUGCAAAAAGGGCAAGAAAACGCCUCGAGAAUGUUUAAAGUCAGGGGAUGUUGGAGACGAGUGCAUGCAACUGCGACAGGCUUUUUUCGAGUGUAAACGAUCCUUACUGGACAAUAGAAGAAGAUUUCGAGGGCACAGAGGAUACUGAAGUUAUGUAUGACAAUUCAUUACUGAAGUUUAGUUUAUUAUUUUACUAUUAAAACAACAAAUGUGUAGUAUCAAAUAUGAAUUCUUGUUUUCCAAUAAAGUUACCAAAAAUACUAAAUAAAAA